Molecule: messenger RNA, 2609 nt
Organism: Chiloscyllium plagiosum (whitespotted bambooshark)
Lineage: Eukaryota; Metazoa; Chordata; Chondrichthyes; Orectolobiformes; Hemiscylliidae
Gene: caprin1b
Product: cell cycle associated protein 1b
Cellular component (GO): cytoplasm
Molecular function (GO): RNA binding
Source: RefSeq, a predicted model, not a curated record
GCGCAAAGCGCACUCUCGCGGCGCGCCCCCGCCCUCAGUCUCGGCGGUGCUGCUGGUGUCGCGCGGAUAGAGAAGUGGCCGCGUCUCUUCACCUUUUCCCUUUUCAAUCAAACUCACAACUUUAUUUCCGCCGCCGUUUGCUCUCCCGGUUUGUAUCUCGCUUCUUGCCGCUGGGUUCCCCCCCUCCUUCACUCCACCCCCCCGACCACCUUCUUUAAACGAAGCUGAGCCGCUCCCCAGGAGAAGGAGAGAAAAUGCCCGCAGCCACCGCCACAAAAGCGGCCGAAUCGCGAUCGUCUUCCGCCGCCGGAGCUGAGGCGGCCGCCGUCGCCUCCGCUGCCGCAGCGGUGAGUGCCCAGGCCGGCCAGGGACAGGCGACACAGCCGCAGAAUGAAGCACUCAGACAGGUCCUCAAUGUCAUCGACAAGAAAGUGCGGAACAUGGAGAAGAAGAAGGGUAAGCUGGAUGACUACCAAGAAAGGCUUGAUCGAGGGGAAGUCCUUAACCAAGACCAGUUGGAAGCUGUUGGAAAAUUACAGGAGGUUGCAAAUAACCUGGAGUUUGCUCGUGAAUUGCAGAGGAGCUUCAUUUCACUGGGCCAAGAUAUUCAGAAAUCGCUGAAGAAAGCAGCUCGACGGGAACAGCUAAUGCGAGAGGAAGCAGAACAGAAGCGAUUAAAAACUGUUCUUGAACUACAGUUUGUUUUGGACAAAUUGGGUGAUGAUGAUACACGCACUGACUUGAAGCAAGGUUGGAAUGGGUCUCCUGUGCUUACUGAAGAAGAACUGGGAAUGUUGGAUGAAUUCUACAAGCUGGUACAACCUGAACGGGACAUGAACCUCAGGUUGUGUGAACAAUUUGAACAAGCUUCAGUGCACUUAUGGGACCUACUGGAAGGAAAAGACAAAAAAGUUGGGGCCACAACUUACAAGAGCUUGAAGACCAUUGUCAACAGACUCCUACAGAGUGGCUACUUUGACAGCAUUCAUAAUCAUCAGAAUGGCGUGUGUGAAGAAGAAGAAGAACCAUCGCCCUUACCUGUUGAAGAACAGCCUCCAGAACCAGAACCUGAAGCAGUUGAAGAAUAUGUGGAGCAAACUGAUGUUGAAGCAAGAGAGUUUGUGAACAGGCAGUUCAUUGCAGAGUCGCAGUUCAGCAGCAGUCAGAAAGAGCAAACUGAUGAAUGGAACACAGAAACUGUUGAGGUUAUAAAUUCACUGCAACAACAGCCACAACAACAACAGGUACAGCCACCUAUAGUAACUGAAAACCAUGCACUGAACACUGUUCCUCCCUCAGACCCUUUGGUGAGAAGGCAGAGAGUACAAGACCUUAUGGCACAAAUGCAAGGAACUUUCAACUUCAUACAGGAAUCGAUGAUCGAGUUUGAGAGUCAAACAAUUGACCCUGCUAUUGUUUCAGCACAACCUAUGAAUACAGCACAAUCCAUGGAGAUUCCUCAGAUGAUGUGUACACAAGUGCACAGUGAAUCCAGACAUGGUCAACCUAAUGCUGUUCCUGUUCAGUCUGAAGCUACACCGGUACCUCUGGUAUCUUCCACAAAUGAACCAUACACACCAUCUCAGCCGAUGUACCAGCCUUCCCAUGUGUCAGAGCAGCGAACUCAGAAAGAAUCUAUGGAGUCUAUUCAGACUGCAAUGUCACUGACGUCUGAACAGCCACCAGCAUCAACAGCAAUUCCUGUUGUCUCCCAGUCACAAGCUUUCAAGGCUCCCCCUAACAAACCCCUCCAUAGCAGUGGCAUAAAUGUUAAUGCUGCUCCAUUCCAGUCAAUGCAAACGGUGUUUAAUAUGAAUGCGCCAGUGCCUCCUGCCAGUGACCCUGACACACUCAAGCAACAGAGUCCAUAUCAGCCCAGCUACAGCCAAGGUUUCAGCAGCCAGCCUCAGCAUCAGGUCGAGCAACCUGAAUUACAACAGGAAACACUUACAACUGUGGUUAGUCCUUACCAUGCACCUCAAGACCAAACACACCCUGCUGGAGCAACUCAUCAGCAACUAUCUCAACAGCCUCAACAGAACGCAGGCUUUGCACGUACAGGACAGGCUUUCUACAACAGCAGGGGUGUGUCACGUGGUGGCCCACGCAAUGCACGAGGAGGAAUGAAUGGCUAUCGUGGACCUGCUAAUGGAUUCAGAGGUACAUAUGAAGGCUAUCGCCCUACAUUUUCAAACACUCCAAACAGUGGUUAUGGACAAUCUCCAUUUUCUGCCCCCCGUGACUACUCGAACUCUGGCUACCAACGUGAUGGAUACCAACAAAACUUCAAGCGUGGCUCUGGACCUGGUGGACCUCGGGGCACUCCUCGAGGCCGGGGAGGAUUGAUCAGGCCCAGAGGUAUGAAUAAAAAGAUUGUAACUGCGACUCAGAUGACACCUCAGGAAGUGAUUUAAACUGGACCCUCCCUCCCCAUGCCUGAUGAUGGGGGUUUUUGUGCAACUGUGAAGUAUUUCAAACAGCAAUCAUAAAUACCACAUGAAUUUAUGGAUUAUUAUACCCUCUGCAACCUGACUUGUAACAUCCAACUAGUCCCAGACAGUGGAAUCGAAUGCCCCCUUUGUGGCAAUGAUUGCACAAUGUGAUUUUUU